AAAAAAAAGUAAAGAGAAGAAAAAAACUCAUGCAUCGGAAUGAUUAAAACGACAAUGUGCUCCAUGAACCCUGGUGCGUUUUAGAGCAGCUGAAGUUGAUCGGGACUUUACUGGCAGUGAAACAGGGACAUUAAAGUGGAAGGAGAAGUGUUUAGAAACUAUUCAGCUCACUCUAACUGAUGGAAGGAGAGAGGAGGAAAAAGAGGAAAUCUUUUCGCUUAACCAGAAUAAGCGCUAUGGACUGGCGAGGCAACAUUUAACGCUACUUGUUUUGUUGUUGUUUUUUGGGUGAGAUGACGGAAUAAUAAACAAACUACUGGCGUGUUUGUAGCAUGAUAGUGAGCGCGACAUGUCUAACGCGAGGCCGAGUAAAAGCGUAGAAUGGCUGCAGCUGGUGUUGGAGAGCGGAGCCUCCUCUCUGCUCCUGCUGGACUGCCGCUCUCACGAGCUCUAUGAAUCCUCCCACAUAGAGAGCGCCAUAAACCUGGCCAUGACCGGCCUCAUGCUGCGGAGGUUCAGGAAGGGCAACAUCCCGAUCCAGACCGUCAUCCCCAAACACGAGGACAAGGAGAAGUUCUUGAGGCGGUGCAAGACGGACACGGUGCUCCUGUAUGAUGAGAGCUGCGCGGACUGGCAGGACGGAGGCUCCCCGGCCACCACGCUCUCCCUGCUGCUCAACAAACUGCGAGAAGACGGCUGUAAAGCCUAUUAUCUAGAAGGUGGUUUUGUGAAGUUCCACACAGAGUACCCAGAGCACUGCGAGACUCUUCUGGACAGCUCCUGUCCUAGCUCCUCCCCCACUAUACCCGUCUUGGGCUUUGGGGGUCUCAGGAUUAGCUCGGACUGUUCAGACGGUGAAUCUGAUCGAGAGCCCAGCAGUGCAACAGAAUCAGAGGAGAGCCCCGUUCCCAGCAAUCAGCCAGAUUUUCCCGUCCAAAUCCUUCCUUACCUCUACCUGGGCUGCGCCAAAGACUCCAGUAACCUAGACGUGCUGGGCCAGUACAACAUCACGUACAUCCUGAACGUCACACCCAAUCUGCCCAAUGUGUUUGAGCACAAGAGCCACUUCAGAUACAAGAAGAUCCCGAUUUCAGACCAUUGGAGUCAGAACCUGUCCCAGUUCUUUCCAGAAGCCAUAUCAUUUAUUGAUGAGGCACGAUCAAAGCGAUGUGGGAUCCUGGUCCAUUGCCUGGCAGGCAUCAGCCGCUCAGUCACAGUCACUGUGGCCUACCUUAUGCAGAGGCUGAACCUCUCUCUAAAUGACGCGUACGACUUUGUAAAGAGGAAGAAGUCCAACAUCUCACCAAAUUUCAACUUCAUGGGUCAGCUCUUAGACUUUGAGAGGACGCUGGGGCGGCACACGCCCUGCGAUAACCGCUCUACCAGCGAGGAGCAGCUUUUCUUCACCACGCCAACCAAUCACAAUGUCUUUCAGCUGGAGACGACAUGAGGAGUGAUUUUUUUUUUUUUUUUUUUUAGUUGUUGUUUCCUUUGGUGGCUUCAUCUGAGCUCAUCAGAUGCCUGAAUUGCUGACGCAGGCAGUUAAGUCAGUGACAGUAUUCAACUUCACAUCGAGCUGCAUUGAUCUGUUUAACAGAGUCUAUGUACAAGGAAAUACAAAAGCUACUGUUCUGAUGCCUUAUUAUAUAACAAUAGAACCAAUCUAACUAUCCUCCAUACUGUAUUAUUGAAUGGCCAUGUACAGUCAUAAUAGAUGGACUUUUUUAUAAUUUUUUGAAGUCUUUGAUUCCUUUUGGACUGUUUGUUGUACUUUAUGGUUCAGUUAUGCAUAGACAAGAGCUGGUAUGAAAAGUCAUAUAACAUCAAGUAAAAGUUCCACGAAAUUAACUUAAAAGUAUAUAAUGUUACCCAAAUUAUUCCUUUUACGACUUAAAUAUUGGAUACUCUAAAAAAAUGGAAAUGUUUAAGAUCCAUAAGGCUGUGUUCAGUUCCCAAAAUGAUAAAAGUCUUGGAGGGACCAAUAGUUGUUCUGGUAUUUAAUCCAAACUGACCAAAGUACAGUUUAAAACCCUGAUCUAACAGCAAUAAAAUGCCCCAAAAUGAGUUAAAUAGACCUUUUUUAGUUUUAAAAUUAAAGUAUUCUUUAAACAAAAACUCAAAAAAGUGUGCUCCAAAAAAGGGCUUCAAAAUAAUAAGAAAUGUGAUGUGACCAAAGAGAGACAGCUUUUAAUUAUAAAAAAAAAAUAUGAUACAAUAAAAAAAAAAAGAUGUUACUUAAUUAAGGAGUAAAAAAAGGCAAUAGAAUAAGGAAUGAGAAAACUUGAUUUAAGAUGUAAGAAUCACUAAGUACCGUAGUUAUGGGUACUUAUACAAAAUAUGUUUUUGCUUUAACACUGGUAUUCAAAGCUAAACUGUUAAUUUGUUGGGCUAACUGUUUCAAUAGAUCUUAUCUUCCAUACACUUAUAGCAGGCCAAAAACAACAGUUUUGGCUCGGUAGUAGUUUUCAUAACUGUAUCUUCACCAUGGUCACAAGGAAGCUUUUGCAACACCUAUAUUUUUAAAUAGACAAAUUGCUUUUUUUAUGCAAGUUUGGAACCUUCUUCCUGCCAGCCAAUCCCACUGUAAAAACAGGGUAGUUGCAACUUAGACAGAUCUUGCUUCUAAUAAACUGUUGUAACAGUGUGAUUAAAAAAAAAAUAAAACAGAAGUAGUCUGAUACCAGCCCAUGCCUACAUAGGAUUAAUGCAUACAGCAAAUCUGUAGCCAAUCUGAAUGUUUUCUGGGGUCCAAUAUGUGACUUCAUUCAAGCUGAGGGAAAUAAGCUUCCAUAUUCAGGUAGCACUACUCCACAGUUUUCCUACUGAAGAUUAAGUUUUCACACAGAAUUUAGCAAACAAUAUUUUAUGUUCAAAUUAUGGCAAUGCUGUACAUAUAUAAAUUUAAACUGUUUAAAUAUUUACCAUCCAGAAGCCAUGCAAAAGUUCCAAGAUCCUGUUCAUCCUGUUUUGUAAUCUUUACAGUAUGUUUGCCAAUUUGUGCUGAGGCCUUGGCCAUUCUUUAAUAUAAAACUGAAGUGUUGGUUAUUAUAUUGAGGUAUAAUUUUAAAGACUGGCUUUUCCCAUGUUUAUAAGGAGCAGCUAUGAAAGUAAUGAGGGUACCAACAACUGGAAACCCACCUUAUUUUGGGGUUUCCCCCGGACACUUUACAUCCUGCAGCUACUGCGUACCGGAGUGUGUAAAUAGCCUCUUUCUUUCUCUCAUUGUACCUGUUUGUAUUAGAACAGGUUAAUGAAUUUAAUGCCUGAAAGAAAAAGAAAAGAAGCAAGGAUGACUGGAGCGUUCUUACCUCAACAAAGACAUUUUUCAGGGAUUUUUUUAUACAAGUCGGUUGCACGUCAUCUUGGCCUCUUAAAACACACCCAAGGGCUGUUUUGUUCCGUAUGUUUGUAACAAUGCACAUAAAACAGUCAUUACUGGGGACAUUUCUGUAAAUCAUGAAGGAUGUCAAAGUGACCCCGUUGGAACCCAUAUGUAUAGCAUAUAUGAAGCUAAAAGGCAUUCUGUACAAGUUUUUACAUCAAAUAUAUUGUAUAUUUUUACUUGAAAA
Cyprinodon tularosa is the source of this 3569-nucleotide messenger RNA. RefSeq names its product dual specificity protein phosphatase 7-like. Gene Ontology annotation, biological process: protein dephosphorylation; negative regulation of MAPK cascade. The transcript has 3 exons. The coding region runs from base 350 to 1450 and encodes 366 amino acids. Gene Ontology annotation, molecular function: MAP kinase tyrosine/serine/threonine phosphatase activity; protein tyrosine/threonine phosphatase activity. The record is from RefSeq and is a predicted model, not a curated record. Gene Ontology annotation, cellular component: cytosol; cytoplasm. Lineage: Eukaryota; Metazoa; Chordata; Actinopteri; Cyprinodontiformes; Cyprinodontidae.